AUGCUGCCCCUCGACGUCCUGCUCGUCCUCUUCACCUUUAUCAACGCCAUCGUCCUGGCUGCCAAGCUGCGCGCUCCCAACUGCGGCAACAUCCACCCGGCCGACCUCCCCGGCGGCUGGAUCGGCUACGGCUCUCGCGACACGGAGAAGCGCUGCCGCGAGAUCCAGGCCUGCACCGCUUUCAUGUGGUUCCUCUGGGCCACUGCCUCUGCUGCUCUGUUCUUGACCGUCAGGGAGGCUCGCGCCGGCGGCCUCGGCCGAUCCAUCCGCUCCGCUGUCUAA
Molecule: messenger RNA, 282 nt
Organism: Ustilaginoidea virens
Lineage: Eukaryota; Fungi; Ascomycota; Sordariomycetes; Hypocreales; Clavicipitaceae
Exons: 2
Coding region: 1-282 (93 amino acids)
Cellular component (GO): membrane
Source: RefSeq, a predicted model, not a curated record